Tupaia belangeri chinensis (Chinese tree shrew) is the source of this 1132-nucleotide messenger RNA. RefSeq names its product transmembrane protein 200B (gene TMEM200B). The record is from RefSeq and is a predicted model, not a curated record. Lineage: Eukaryota; Metazoa; Chordata; Mammalia; Scandentia; Tupaiidae.
UCGGGCGGGGCCCACGGCCCCCAGGAGCGGCUGCGGCUUCUCGGGCCGGUGAUCAUGGGCGUCGGCCUGUUCGUGUUCAUCUGUGCCAACACGCUGCUCUACGAGAACCGGGACCUGGAGACGCGCCCGGCCGCGCGGCGGGCCAGGGCGCUGCGCCCCGCCGACGGCCCCGCCUGGGACUGUGCGCUCCUUCCCAGCCCCGGCCCCAGGACUCCCCGAGCCGUGGGCUGCGCAGAGCCGGGAGGCUGGGACCUGUCCCCACGCCGGGGGGCCUCGCCCGUGCCCUCAGUGCGGAGUCUGCGCUCAGAGCCUGCCAAUCCUCGCUUGGGGCUCCCUGCCCUGCUCAACGGCUACCCGCUGCAGGGCCCGGGGCUGCCCCCGCCCUGGACCCCCGGCACCCGGGCUGGCCACGUGAUCAUCACGGUGCAGCCCUCCGGCUCCUGCAUCGAGCACUCCAAGUCUCUGGAUCUGGGCCUCGGAGAGCUCCUGCUCGGGGCCCCUGCAGCUCGGGACUGCGCACACGGAAGCUGGCCGCGGCUGGACCGCCUCAGUCUGCGGGGUUAUGCCAAACUGGGCGGGGGCUUGGCCCGGGUCUGAGGAGGCGGGCAGCCUGCGGGGAGGCCGCGGCGCCGACACUGCCUAACCGGAGGAUGGGAGUCCAGCCGGUCCAGCAGAUGGGCGCUCACAUCCCCGCCCGGCCUGCGCCCAGAGAGGGGCCUCCAGCGGUCCUGGCAGAGAAGCUGCUGCACUGGGGUUCAGGGCUGGCCCAGGGCGACUGAGUGUGGAGACCAGCCUGACUAGGCCUCAGAUUUCUCCAGCCUCCGUAUGUGGCCUUAGGCCUGGCUGGUACCUGAGGGGCUUGGAGGUGCCCCCGCUGACUGGGAAGUCCAGGCUGGCACAGACACCCAGAUCUGGAAGGCAGGUUGGGGUGGGCAGGUCCCUGCAAGGUGACCCUGGCGAUGGAGUGGCCUCCUAGGGGGAAGAUGAGCCAUGGGGUGAGCUGCGACCUCCACUGCCAUGGGAGAUGGGGACAGAGUCCCUGACACGCCCCUCUCUAGCUCCCCUCAUCCAGGGGGGCCCGUUGCUCAGGGCUGCGUACUGCCAAGGCUCCAGCGAGCAGGCGUAGGCCAGU